AUGAAUGAUUCUAUAUGUUUAAACUUUGAUGUUUUGAGGGAUCGUUUACCUGAUGAAUUGGGCCAAAUCGGAAAACUUGAGCUUAAAACUAUUAAAAAUUACAAAAAGUACUGCCCUAAGGAAGACUGCAAUAGUGAACUCGAUCAAAUUACGAUUGGAUUUUUAUGGUUACUUGAACAAUGUUAUUCUGGAUUCGUAAAUAAAACUCAUAAUGAAAAUAAUACAAAUUCAUUUUUUCUGUAUAUGAUUUCAUGGUUUAGUUACAAAUUAAAGCAAAAGUCAGGGCACAGUUCCACCAAAAUAAACGAUUUAUAUAUUAAACAUAUAAAAAAUAAUGAUAAAUAUAAUAGUUUUACAGAUCCUGCCUAUAAAAUUGGAGAUCUUAAGGAAUUCAUGGAUAAACGAAAUGAUUUUCUGAACAUUGAUAUUGAAGAUAUGUCUAAAUUUUAUGAUAUAUUUAAAUUAUUAUGUAGUAUGUAUGGUAAUGUUGAAAAGAAUCAAAAAGGCGAAACAUUGUCAAAUAAUGCUAUUGAUUUUGUUAAAAAAUAUCAAGAACUUAAUAAAGUUUAUGGUAUUAUUGAAGAAAGUCCCUAUAAUAAAAUAUUGUCUACUUUAUCAAAUGAUUAUAAUAAUUUAAAAAAUAACUGUAAAAAUUGUUCACCCCUUCCAGAGAUAACAGAAAACAUUUCUGCAUACAUAUCUGGAAAUACAUCAUCAAGUUCGUCGAUAGGAAGCAAGUUCUUUACAGUUUUAUCGAUAUUUGGUGCAAUAGCAUUUUUUUUGGGAAUUUCUUAUAAGUAUUCAUUAUUUGGAUUUCGGAAACAAGCUCAAAAACAAUAUUUAAGAGAAAAAAUAAAAAAUAUAAAGAAGAAAAUGAAUCAUUAA
Messenger RNA from Plasmodium yoelii, 885 nucleotides. RefSeq names its product PIR protein. NCBI's taxonomy places the organism in Eukaryota, Apicomplexa, Aconoidasida, Haemosporida, Plasmodiidae. The transcript has 3 exons. Bases 1 to 885 code for a protein of 294 amino acids. The record is from RefSeq and is a predicted model, not a curated record.